AUGGCUCAGAGCAUGCACUUGCCGCCUCGGCCUGGGUCGGCUGGUAUUUCCGAUGCCAUCCAUGCCACGCAGUCAUUGCCAGUAGGAUUGUAUUCAAAGCUCGGGCAAGCGGAGGGCCCGCGUGUUCCAGAUGUUGGUGGCCAUCAAAUGGCUUUGCAGGCUCUGCCGUCCGAGCCCGGCACCAUCCGGAUGCAUCCACAGGAACUGCUGCCACAUCUGGACAAGCUGCAGCCAACUCACCCGCUGCAGUCGGAUCCCCCACAAAGCGGGCAUCGCGAGCCAAAUGACAUGCAGCCGGCACAAGUGCCUCCAGUGCAUUCCACACAUACCUCCAACCAGCACGCACCACACACUGCAGCAUCAUGCGCUGCGAAGGCAGGACAUCCCCACGCACCAACACAGAACUUCUCUCAGCAUGCAGCGCCUGUGCAGUUUCACGGCCAUGCAGCCACCCAGAGCAGUCACUUGCAUCAUACGCCGGUUGCAAAGCACGGGCGUCCGUCCCCGGCACAGCCACCGAUUCCACCACAGCUUCCAGUGGCGGCUCGUGGACACGGUGCUGGCCAUGCAAUGGCCAAGGCUUCGUCAAGUGUCCUGGAUGGAGGGGCAUCUCCGGCUUCACCCAAGGCACCUCAGAAGCCGAAGACGGCACCACACCCACAGCUCUCACAGCGAGACCACGAUCUCUUGCAGCAACUCCACGCGCGACACCAGGCCAAAGCGCAGGCGAAGGCUGGCCGUGCAAAGUCUCCGCACAGGGGCGACCGUGGCAGCUUGUCACCUAAGGUGCACAGCCCACAUGCUUCGUCUCCAUCUGUCGCAGAAGCGGAGAACCAACAUGCAGCCACAGCUGCAGCGGUGGCGGCAGCGGUAGACGUCCAAGACGGUCCGCAAUCACAGUGGCCGGAACUGGAGCCAGACGCCCUGCAGAAUGAGGUUGCAGCCCGCGAGGUGGAGCUGCGCGUGCUUCGGCAGGAGCUCAGUGCCAGGAGCCAGGAGGUGCUGCGGCUGGAGGAGGAGAUCCACGAAGCCGAAGACCAGCUGCGACAAGCGACAGGGCAUGUGGGGACGCUCUCGGCCAAGGUUGAAGCCGCAUCCGGCAGCACACAGGCGGUCCUUCAGGCCUCCGCCAGGCACCUCGACACACAGGUGACCACGUUAAAGAAGCGACUGGCGUCCGCAGAGGUCGAGCUCGCUGAGAAAGACGAGGAGCUGUCUGGGCUUCAGGAGGCCGUUGCCCAUGGAUCUCAGCAGGUCACGGCCAAGGCUGCUGAGCUGCAGACGCUGAUGGAUCAGCACAAGCUUCAGGGGAGCAAGGUGGCGAAGCUGCAGAAGGACAGCGACCUGCUCCACCGGCACAUGGCCAUCGACCAGUGGCGCCACCAGGUCGAGGCUCUCGUGGAGCAGGAGCAAGAGGAUGCGGUGAAAAUCCGAGAGCGACGCGAGCACCAGAGGCAGAUCGAGGUCUUCCAAGAGGAGAUCGUGGCACUGAAGAGCUACAUCGCUCGCAUGGAGGAGAAGUGCCAGUUUCAUGCCGGAGAGGUCCACCGGCGGAAGGAAGUCUUGAAGGCGCUGGUGAUGGAGGAGCGGCUCUGUGUCGCUGCCGCUCGGCUUGGCCACGAGACGGCGGACGAGCUGAAGCGGGGUCAGAUGGAAGAGCAGCGUGUCCUCGAGGCUCGCCUCCACGAGGAAAUGGGCCGCAGGACUUCGCUGCCUGCGCAAGCCAAGACAUACGAACAGAUGGAGGCUCACGCGAGACACGACCAAGAGCAGCUUGCUGCGCUGACUGUGUGUGUCAGGGAGGCGGCGCGAGCUAUGAAAGACCACGGACCCCACAUCUCCAAGACUGCCGUAGACGAUGCCGUCGACAGCUUCCUCCAGAAGAUGCGGCACCAAGGGGAGCUGGCUCCCCCAAUCCUCCGCAUGAGCGCCUCUGCUCACCUCGUCGCAGAUCAGGCCGUCACCCUGGAGCUGACACACGCUGGACAGCUCUGCGUUCGGGGCAAGUCAGGGCUUGUCCCUAUGGCUGAUUUCCUCCGACAACAUGGCUUCAUGAAGAAGCAUCACGAAGGCCAACCUUUGCCGAAGCCUGCCGCCCACUCUGCAGCGGAUGCAGCGCACGUCCACCCUUCCCACGCUUCCCAACCUUUGCACCCUUCCCACCCUUCUCACCUCGCCCACACUGCCCACCCUUCUACCCACCCUGUCCACCCUGUCCACCCUGCCCACCCACUCCCCGCACAGACGACGCACCCAGCACAUGCAGGCUAUCCAGCUCGGCACGCACACCCACCACACUUGGCUCACCCAGCUCACGCAGCACAUCCAGGGCACCCGGCACACCUAGCAAACGCUCACCAGGCACCCCCAGCGCACUCACACAUCUCUUCUUCAGGCCACGGAGCGCAGCAGCUUCAUCUUGCUGCUCACAACCACCCCCAAGUGCCAAAGAGCACUCUUGGAGAUGCAAAGACACCAUUGCAUGCGGCAGCAGAAGCUCAUCUGACGCCGCACAAGAUGGUUCAUCACCAGGAGGGUGUGACGAUGGCGGUGUGA
Molecule: messenger RNA, 2556 nt
Organism: Symbiodinium sp. CCMP2456
Lineage: Eukaryota; Dinophyceae; Suessiales; Symbiodiniaceae
Source: the annotation of a GenBank genome assembly